AUGACGUGCUAGCUGUUUUCGAUAGUUUUUUCAUAGUCUUAAUCACGAUGAAAUUUUAAUCUUCAUCUACACCUAACUUGGCUAACUUUAUUCUUAGAUCAUUAUACAAUUUUUGUUCAAUUUAUGGUUAAGUGGUCUUUUUGUUAUGCCUAUAUACCACGAAAUACGUCAUAUAAUAUACUAUAUUAAAUAUAUCACAUAGUUUUUUAAAUGUGAUAACAGAAUUAUGAUACUGUUAGGUAUUGAUAACAUAACAUCAACUUGUAAAAUAUAAAAUACAAAUAAUUUAUAAUUCAUAUUCUAGUACAUAACAAAAUAUAUUUUAAAAUAAUUUUUAUAUUAUCUAAAAUAAUUUGUUAGUUUGUACUUCAUUAAAAAAUAAUUUAUUUUAUUAAAUUCAUAUUUUGACAUGGGUGACAUUAAAGAAGAAGACUGGAAUUUACCAGAAUGCAAAUACGAAUAUUUGGACCAUACAGCAGACAUUCAAAUACAUGCAUGGGGAAGUACUUUAUCUGAAGCAUUUGAACAAUGUGCUAAUGCUAUGUUUCAUUACAUGACAGAGGUGGAUUACAUUGAAAUGAAAGAGUCAUAUGACAUAGAAGUUGAGGGUCACGACAUGAUGACUCUUUUGUAUAAUUUUCUUGAUGAAUUAUUGUUCAUUUUUAGUGCUGAACCUAAUUAUAUUGCUAGAAAAGUACAAAUAGAAGAAUUUGACACAACAACAUUUAAAAUUAAAGCUAAAGGCUUUGGAGAAGAGUUUCAACUUGGAAAACAUCCUCAAGGUACAGAAGUUAAAGCUAUAACAUUUUCAAAUAUGCAGAUACAUGAAAAUGAAGGAAAAUGUGAAGUGUUUGUAAUUUUGGAUAUUUAAUAAAUACUUAGAUUUUUGUUUAUUA
This is a messenger RNA of Rhopalosiphum maidis (corn leaf aphid), 896 nucleotides long. It is a transcript of the gene Archease, whose product is annotated as protein archease-like. Gene Ontology annotation, cellular component: tRNA-splicing ligase complex. Gene Ontology annotation, biological process: tRNA splicing, via endonucleolytic cleavage and ligation. The record is from RefSeq and is a predicted model, not a curated record. Lineage: Eukaryota; Metazoa; Arthropoda; Insecta; Hemiptera; Aphididae. Bases 410 to 871 code for a protein of 153 amino acids. The transcript is spliced from 4 exons.